GAUAAGGUUCACUCAAACGGAACAUCAGACCAAAUAUCAAGAAGGAGUCCUGGAGCUCAACCUGCAGGGUCAACGUGUGCAGGGAAACGACUCUGCAGAUGCGCUACAGUGUGUCUGGGUCUGCUGUGUGUUCUCCUGCUGACAGCCCUCAUAGUGCUGAGCGUUUACUAUAAAAAAAGUGCUGAGGACACUGAGGUCCAGCUCAGUGCUCUCAAAGGUGAAAUAGACCAGUUGAAAAGCAAUUAUCGUGACUGCAUUGCAAAGCAAAUCUGCCCCCAGGGGUGGGUAGGUUUCGACACUAGUUGUUACUACAUCUCCAGUGAGGAGAAGAAUUGGACCGAAAGCCAGCAGGACUGUGAACAGAGAGGGGUUAAUCUGGCGAUCAUCAACAGCAGAGAGGAACAGGAAUUCAUCAACACGUUCAACAAGAGAAUCUGGAUUGGACUGACAUACAGAGACGAGGAAAGGUCUUGGAAAUGGGUGGAUGGCACAGAGCUGACCGUAAUGUUCUGGAGAUCUGGGGAGCCCAAUGAUGCAGGUGGAAAGGAGAACUGUGUUGAGAGUAAACCAGAAUCCAACUCACUGAUGACAUGGAAUGACCUGGAAUGCACUCAGGAACAUUACUGGGCAUGUGAAAGAGACCUUGACAGGUCUUGAAACCAAGAGUUUCAUAUCUAGAAGUCAUGCGGUGAAGAAGCUGG
Scleropages formosus (Asian bonytongue) is the source of this 701-nucleotide messenger RNA. RefSeq names its product lactose-binding lectin l-2-like. NCBI's taxonomy places the organism in Eukaryota, Metazoa, Chordata, Actinopteri, Osteoglossiformes, Osteoglossidae. The annotation marks the transcript as partial. The record is from RefSeq and is a predicted model, not a curated record. The transcript is spliced from 7 exons.